AUGAUCCUAGCCCCUAACUCCCUGGUCAGUGAGAACAUGACCCUAGCCCCUAACUCCCUGGUCAGUGAGAACAUGACCCUAGCCCCUACCUCUAUGGUCAGUGAGAACAUGACCCUAGCCCCUACCUCUAUGGUCAGUGAGAACAUGACCUUAGCCCCUAACUCCCUGGUCAGUGAGAACAUCACCCUAGCCCCUAACUCCCUGGUCAGUGAGAACAUCACCCUAGCCCCUAACUCCCUGGUCAGUGAGAACAUCACCCUAGCCCCUACCUCUAUGGUCAGUGAGAACAUCACCCUAGCCCCUAACUCCCUGGUCAGUGAGAACAUGACCCUAGCCCCUAACUCCCUGGUCAGUGAGAACAUCACCCUAGCCCCUAACUCCCUGGUCAGUGAGAACAUGAGCCUAGCCCCUAACUCCCUGGUCAGUGAGAACAUGACCCUAGCCCCUAACUCUCUGGUCAGUGAGAACAUAACCUUAUAUAGCCCCUAA
This is a messenger RNA of Pecten maximus, 489 nucleotides long. RefSeq names its product cell wall protein TIR4-like. The record is from RefSeq and is a predicted model, not a curated record. The coding region runs from base 1 to 489 and encodes 162 amino acids. NCBI's taxonomy places the organism in Eukaryota, Metazoa, Mollusca, Bivalvia, Pectinida, Pectinidae. The transcript has a single exon.